AAAUUUUAAACUAUGAAAAGAUAGAUCAAAAUGUUGAUUCUCUACUCAUUGUUAUUAAAUCACUUUUGGAAAUGGACGGAAAGUGGAAGUUUUUGUUUUGUUGUUGAUUUUAAUGGUGUUUGACAACAAUAAUGGGUGAUGGCUACCAGACGUUCAUGUAUGCAAACUUCAAGUGACAAUUCCCAUAUUUGUGAUAACGGUAGAGAAUUAUUUGAUGCUUGUCGAUAUGGUGAUGUUUCAAGAGUAAGAAAGCUUGUUACUCCACAAAAUGUUAACGCUAGAGAUGCUGCGGGACGGAAGUCAACACCAUUGCACUUUGCUGCUGGAUUUGGACGUCGAGAUGUGGUAGAACAUCUACUUCAGAAUGGAGCUAAUGUCCAUGCUAGAGAUGAUGGAGGAUUGAUACCUCUCCAUAAUGCAUGCUCUUUUGGUCAUGCUGAAGUUGUGCAGCUUUUACUGAAACAUGGUGCAGACCCUAAUGCAAGAGACAAUUGGAAUUAUACUCCACUGCAUGAAGCAGCCAUCAAAGGAAAAACGGAUGUUUGCAUUGUAUUACUUCAGCAUGGUGCAGAUCCUUCCAUACGAAAUACUGAUGGUAAGACUGCUUUAGACCUUGCAGAUCCCUCUGCAAGAUCAGUUUUGACAGGAGAGUAUAGGAAAGAUGAGUUGUUGGAGGGUUCUCGUAGUGGCAAUGAUGAGAAACUUAUGUCAUUGUUAACUCCUGUUAAUGUUAAUUGUCAUGCAAGUGAUGGAAGAAAGUCUACACCUUUACACCUUGCUGCUGGUUAUAAUAGAAUUCGUAUUGUCCAGCUUUUGUUACAACAUGGAGCAGAUGUUCACGCUAAAGACAAAGGUGGUUUGGUACCAUUACAUAAUGCUUGUUCAUAUGGACAUUUUGAAGUUACUGAAAUUUUAAUUAAACAUGGAGCUAAUGUGAAUGCUAUGGAUUUAUGGCAAUUCACUCCAUUGCAUGAAGCUGCUUCAAAAGCUCGUAUUGAAGUUUGUUCAUUACUUUUGAGUCAUGGAGCUGAUCCUACCCUUCUUAACUGUCAUUCUAAAAGUGCAAUUGAUGUUGCUUCAGCUAGAGAGUUGCCUGAGCGACUGUCUUAUGAGUUCAAAGGCCACUGUCUGUUAGAAGCUUCAAGACUUGCUGAUCCUCAACGUGUAAAGAAAUUCUUAUGUCUCGAUGUGAUAAAUUUUAAACACCCUUUUACUGGUGAUACUGCUCUGCAUUGCGCUGUGAGUUCUCUUUAUCCAAAAAGAAAGCAAGUCUGUGAAAUAUUAAUACGAAAAGGUGCUAGUUUGAAUGAAAAAAAUAAAGAAUUUUUAACACCUGUUCACAUCGCAGCUGAUAAAUCUCAUUUUGAUGUACUAGACGUUUUACUUAAGCAUGGGGCUAAGGUAAAUGCCUUAGAUGGUCUGGGACAAACUGCUCUGCAUCGCUGUGCAAGGGAGGGAAAUGUACAAGCUUGUAGAAUCCUGCUUUCUUAUGAUGUUGAUCCUUCAAUUAUUAGUUUGCAAGGUUACACAGCCGCUCAAGUUGCUAGUGAAAAUGUACAAAAACUAUUGAGUGAGCCAACAACGGUGAACAUUGAUAUUGAAUAUCAACUGCUAGAAGCUUCUAAAGCUGGAGAUACUGAAGUUGUCAAAAAAAUUCUCUCUAGCCAUUUACCUGUUGUAAACUGUAGAGAUGUGGAUGGCAGGCAGUCUACUCCUCUUCAUUUUGCAGCUGGUUACAAUAGAGUUUCUGUUGUAGAAUACCUUUUGCAGCAUGGUGCUGAUGUGCAUGCAAAAGACAAAGGUGGUUUAGUCCCCCUGCAUAAUGCAUGUUCAUAUGGCCAUUAUGAAGUUGCUGAAUUACUUGUAAAGUAUGGUGCUAAUGUAAAUGUUGCUGAUCUGUGGAAGUUUACACCUCUUCAUGAAGCAGCUGCAAAAGGAAAAUACGAAAUUGUGAAGCUGCUUUUAAAGCAUGGUGCUGAUCCUUCUAAGAAGAAUCGUGAUAGUCAUACUCCUUUAGAUUUAGUCAAAGAAGGUGAUCAAGAUGUUGCUGAUUUACUUAGGGGGGAUUCAGCUUUGUUGGAUGCAGCGAAGAAAGGCAAUUUAAGUAGGGUGUUGAAAUUGGUGUCUCCAGAAAAUAUUAAUUGUAGAGAUUCUCAAGGUCGCAAUUCAACACCCCUUCAUCUUGCAGCUGGUUACAAUAAUUUAGAGGUAGCGGAGUUCCUCCUGGAGCAUGGUGCAGAUGUUAAUGCUCAAGACAAGGGAGGGUUGAUACCUUUGCACAAUGCCUCUUCUUAUGGGCAUUUAGAUAUUGCAGCCCUUCUUAUUAAAUACAACACUGUGGUCAAUGCUACUGACAGAUGGGGCUUCACACCUCUACACGAAGCUGCCCAGAAGGGCAGAACUCAAUUAUGUGCCUUGCUAUUAGCUCAUGGGGCUGAUCCAACCAUGAAGAAUCAUGAAGGGCAAACUCCAUAUGACUUGACUACUGCUGAGGAUGUUAAGUGCUUGUUAGUAGAUGCAAUGCCUCCUUCUUCUUUGCCACCUUCAGCUAAAAGUAGUGCAAUCGGAGCAUCUGUGAUACCUGUAAUUCCAUCUUCUAGUAUUCCUACCGUCUCUCCAGUGACAGUUGUGUUAGAAAAUGACAUUCCAGUUUCCCCUCUCAAUCUUUUUCCUUCUCAAAAACUGUCACCUAUAGCCACAUCAUCAGGCUCUCAACAUGGUGAUGGCUGUGUUGACUUUGACAAAGCUGAGGCUCCAGAUCCUACAAUGCAGAAUGUAGGCAUAACUGGUUUUCUGAUGAGUCUUGGCAUGGAACAUUUGACAGAAACAUUCGAAAAAGAACAAAUAUCUUUAGACAUUCUGGCUGAAAUGGGCCAUGAAGAAUUAAAGCAAAUAGGAAUUAAUGCAUAUGGACAUAGGCACAAACUUCUCAAAGGCAUUGAGAAACUGUAUACUGGUCAUAAUGCAUCAACUUUUAUGCCUAAUAAGCCUGGAACUGUACUUGUUGAACUCACUUUAGAAGAUAAAGAGUAUCAAGCAGUAGAAGAAGAAAUGCAAGCCACUAUAAGAGAACAUAGAGACAAUGGGCAUGCUGGUGGAGUUUUCAUGAGAUAUAACAUUUUAAAAAUUCAAAAGGUACGUAACAGAAAAUUAUGGGAGAAGUAUUGUCAUAGGCGUAAAGAAGUUAGUGAAGAGAAUCAUAACCAGGCUAAUGAGCGUAUGUUGUUUCAUGGUUCCCCCUUCAUAAAUGCGAUAGUACAAAAAGGUUUUGAUGAACGUCAUGCCUACAUUGGUGGAAUGUUUGGAGCAGGAAUUUACUUUGCUGAAAAUUCUUCAAAAAGCAACCAGUAUGUUUAUGGAAUUGGAGGUGGCACUGGAUGCCCUCUCCACAAGGACAGAUCAUGUUACAUUUGCCACAGGCAGCUAGUGUUUUGUAGAGUAACUCUUGGCAAGUCUUUCUUACAAUUUAGCGCAAUGAAAAUGGCUCACGCACCUCCCGGGCAUCAUUCUGUUAUUGGUCGACCCAGUGUAGGUGGGCUUUACUAUCCUGAGUAUGUUGUGUAUAGAGGAGAGCAGGCUUAUCCAGAAUACCUCAUCACUUACCAGAUAGUAAAACCUGAUGGUGAGCCACCUUCAUCUCCAACAUCAUGACCAUAGAGCAUGAUAGCUUUGUUUCUUUUUCUUUUUU
Molecule: messenger RNA, 3688 nt
Organism: Parasteatoda tepidariorum (common house spider)
Lineage: Eukaryota; Metazoa; Arthropoda; Arachnida; Araneae; Theridiidae
Gene: Tnks
Product: tankyrase
Biological process (GO): protein localization to ciliary inversin compartment; protein localization to T-tubule; regulation of cardiac muscle contraction
Cellular component (GO): cilium; T-tubule
Molecular function (GO): NAD+ poly-ADP-ribosyltransferase activity; protein binding
Source: RefSeq, a predicted model, not a curated record